AAAAACUCUAGCAGAAGCACAGCUGCUGCAGGUUGGGGAUGUGAUGGGGUGAUUGCUAACAUCCCCAUUCGCCCACCCUCCCUCUCUCACUGCAUUAGCGCUGUGAUUACAAACAAUGGAUCAGAAUUUCUCAACAGUACGAGACGGCAAGCAGCUCACGCCAGAGAGGGACUCGUCCAAGCGAGUCUUGACAGGAUGCUUUCUCUCCCUGCUUAUCUUCACCACACUGCUUGGCAACACCCUGGUGUGUGCAGCUGUCACCAAGUUCCGACACCUGAGGUCAAAGGUCACCAACUUCUUUGUAAUCUCGCUGGCCAUCUCGGACCUUCUGGUGGCCAUCUUGGUGAUGCCAUGGAAGGCAGCCACAGAGAUCAUGGGGUUUUGGCCAUUUGGAGCAUUCUGCAAUGUGUGGGUAGCAUUUGACAUCAUGUGUUCCACUGCCUCUAUCUUGAACCUGUGUGUUAUUAGUGUUGAUCGUUACUGGGCCAUCUCCAGCCCGUUCCGUUAUGAACGCAAAAUGACCCCGAAAGUGGCGUGCCUGAUGAUCAGUGUAGCAUGGACCCUCUCUGUACUCAUCUCCUUCAUUCCUGUUCAGCUAGACUGGCACAAAGCUGAGACCACCAGCUAUGCAGAGCUAAAUGGAACAUACCCCAGUGAACUGCCCCCUGAUAACUGUGAUUCUAGCCUUAAUAGGACAUACGCCAUCUCAUCCUCCCUCAUCAGUUUCUAUAUCCCUGUAGCAAUCAUGCUCGUCACCUACACCCGGAUCUACCGCAUUGCCCAGAAACAAAUACGGAGAAUAUCUGCCCUGGAACGUGCAGCAGAGAGUGCCAAAAACCGACAUAGCAGUAUGGGGAACAGCUCAAACAUAGAGAGCGAGAGCUCAUUCAAAAUGUCGUUCAAACGAGAAACCAAAGUCCUAAAGACGCUCUCGGUCAUCAUGGGUGUGUUUGUGUGCUGCUGGUUGCCCUUUUUCAUCCUGAACUGCAUGGUUCCCUUCUGCGAACCAAACCUGCCAGAUGGGUCCGCAGACUUCUUCUGCAUCAGCUCUACCACUUUCGAUGUGUUUGUGUGGUUUGGCUGGGCAAACUCCUCUCUCAACCCCAUCAUCUAUGCCUUCAAUGCAGAUUUCCGCAAGGCCUUCUCCAUACUCCUGGGUUGCCACCGGUUGUGCCCGGGGAGCAACACCAUCGAGAUCGUCAGCAUUAACAACAACAUGGCAGCCUCCGCGCCCAACCCUAACUCUCAGUAUCAGCCCAAGAGCCACAUCCCAAAGGAAGGGAACAACUCUGCAAGUUAUGUGAUUCCUCACAGCAUCCAGUGUCAGGAGGACAAGUUGCAGAGGAAAGAUGGAUGUGGAGGCGAUAUUGAGGCAGGAAUAGUAAACAACGCCUUGGAGAAACCCUCCCCGGCCAUUUCUGGGAAUUUAGACAGUGAUACCGAGGUAACCCUGGAAAAGAUCAAUCCCAUCACACAGAAUGGGCAACACAAAGCUGUGUCAUGUUGAGGAUACCUUUGCAAAGAUGGAUCAAAACUCAUGGAGGACCAUAAAACAAAACAUCUGGGACAAGGAUCUCCAAGAAUAUGCCUGAUAGAAAAAAAAAAUGUGACAGGACUCUGGACUGUCAAUAAAAAUCCACAUAGAAAAACCUACAGAAUGUCAAAAAGUACAGGCACUUUAUCUGGGAUAUAACUAUCUGCAAAAUACUUUCAGCAUUUGAGGAUGAAAUCGUUUUAUUUGAUGAUAAAUGUUGAUAACAUGUAUAUUAAAGCAGAAAAACAGUGCAUAUGCAUACAUCUUUGAAAUAUCUCCUUGGAUGUAUACAUCUGCUCACGUGUACUGAAUGGCUCAGCAUUGACACUACUCUGGAAGGACUUAAACACAUUAUAUUCAGCAGAGGAAAAUGUAGUAUUAGAGAAAUAUCAUGUAGGUAGGUGCUUUGUAGGUGUUACAUGAAAGAAAGAGCAACGUGGAUUAAACAGGUGCAGUAAAAUUAGUUGCUAGUUACUUUUUUGCUCUACUCUUCAGUAUCUUAGCAAUGCCGGUUUUAUUGCAAAAUUUACAUCUGUAUUGCAGUGGUUAUUUAUUUAACUAUUUAAAUUUCUGUAAAUGCCAAAGUAACUUUUCUAUAAGUCAAGCCUAAGCUCUAUUUGAAUCCAGUCUUGGGUUUAAGGUUAUGAUGUAAAAUGUCCAGAUGAUGUGCAGUCAGAGAAAGAGAGACAAGGAAGUUUUGCAAAUACUGUAAUGUUUUAUUUUCAUCUCCUGUAUCGUUUUUCUGGACAAAUUGUCUUUCCUAAAACCAUCCUGCGUUUCUUUUCUACAUCCUCCUCCUCUUGUUUGCUUUAUUUCCCCCCUGCUGCUUAUUAAGCAGUCAUUUAUUCUGUUCUCAUCUUCAUUUUCCUGUUCUUGUUUGCUCAGUCUGCAAAUCCCAUUCUCCUUCACGAUGCCCCUUCUUCUCAUUUUGUCAACAGUCUUCUUUUUUUGCACCUGCGCAUCAACUCUUUCAAAGUUGUGUUCUUGUCUCCACUCUCCUCAGAAUCUCCUUUGGUAGUCAUCCAUUUUAAAUACUUCUUCUGCCCACUUUGAGUGGUACUGAUGGUUUUUCACUUGGCAAAUACAUCUGGUUCACAUAAAGAAAAUUUAAUGAAAUUAAAUACUCAUUGCACUCAUACAGAGAAGCCAGAGAUACAAGUUCACUAAGCUGAAACACACUUAGUGACCUUUUGCAAACUUGCAGAUAUCAGAUUUGUAAAUUGCUCACGCUGGGAGCCAUACUGCGCUGUAGUGGUGAUGUGGAGCAUGCAGUGUGACAGAGUCGCUUAGUUUUGCAGAGGUGAAGUCACAGACGGUGCACCGUGAUGUGGAUUAGCCCUGAGCUGUCGGACAUGUUUUGUGUCUUUGCACAGCUGCACUUAGAAAACACUCCCAAAUUAGGACUAAUUAGGAAUAAAUAUUUCACAGGAGCAAAACAUUAAGUUCUUAUUAUAAAAUAAUAUUCCAGAUGCUGCUGAUAAGAAUGCAGCUGCCUUAGGAAGAAGUUGUAUUUUCACUUAUUUUCCAUGACUGUGAUCAGAUGUAGUUCUUCUUGAACAACCAGAUCUUAACUAACCUGAUUUGUAAACAAAAAUGUUCUGACAACAGGCCAGCACAGGUCACAUUAAAUUUACAGAUGGGGAGCUGAAAUGACCAGCAGAGUUUUGGUUUCAAUCUGAAUUUCACUGUAAUGGUCAAAAACCUGAGCCACACUUCUCUGGAUAUAUCUUUAUAAAACAGAUAUUUUUUUCUGCCAUUUUCAACAGGAUUACUGCUGAAAUAACAGUAAUCCUGUAUAAUACCUAUGCACUGCCAAUAGUCACUGAUAAAGUCCAUAUUACUUUCAUCAAAGCUCGAAAUGUGAUGUGAUCUUGAGCAGGGUAUAGGGUUGUACUAAAUAUUCUCAAAAACAGUGGUAUUUCUUGUUUUUUCUAGAUUACAAUUUUUCCUUAGAGCAAAACUUUUUAAAGAUGUUCUUUUUUUAUAUUUUAGAAUUUGUUUCAUGACACACAUUUAGCUUACAAACAAUUGAAUGUAAGCUGACUGAGGACAAAUUAAGACAGAUUUCAAAAUGGUUCCAUUGUCUGUGUGAAGUGCUUCUCACAGAUCAAAUAGUUCUUAAUAAUUGUUGAAUGUUUAGACCAUAUAUUUUUUACCCCAACAUUAAAAUUAGACUUAAACCUAGCAUUUUAAAUUAUUUAAGAAUCUCCACUUGAAUAAAGAACGUAUUCUUUAUAUCUAGUUUGUAUUAAAUAUAUUCAGCGGUCCAGUCAAAGUUUACUCCAGUUCUUUUUGAAGUUGCUGGGGAAGGAACCCUCACGCUGACAUUGCAUGCAGAUCAUUCACCGCAUGUUGUUUGUGCCCAUGAUGCUGUGAAACUGUUGCACAUCAGAGAAAGGAAGAACCAAUCCAAUACAAGGCAAUUGGUCUUGAAUAAAGCAUUUGAUUUUCCUGCGUUGGAAAAUCCAAUGCUAUCUGGAUGGCACCAAAGCGAGGGGGGAAAGCUUUUAGCUCAAUAUGUUGCUUGGCUUGUGUCACAAAAGCAGCUCAUUGUCCUCCUGGCUUCUCUGUAGCCUCUCAUGUGCUCUGCUCCAUCAGGUUAGGAUUUGAUGUUUUCAGGCUCAAUUUGGAUUAGCACCCUCUCUCAUGUUGAGAGUGGCAACAGUGAAACAAAGUGCCAUGAACUGUGAACGAUCCCUUAUAGUUUCUUUUACAAACAAUCACCCAUAGCAUGCUCACUCAGCACUAGUUAAUUUAAUUUUUUUUCUCUGUAAUUAUCUCAAAACACAUCCCGGCCACAACAAGCGAUAAAACAUGACGUGUGUGCAAUCCAUCAGAACCGGACAUGAAAGAAAACUGCCUCCGGGUGGGCUUUUCCUCAAACCCCUCCCUCUCCCUUCACUCCCAGCAGCUCCUUCUUUCUCUGUCUCUUUCUCUAGACUGCCUCUGUCGACUUGAUGAGCGUUCAUGAUGUUAACAAAUACUAGAUUUAUAGUUCAGCAACCAGAGCUGACUGCUUUCUUAUUUUGUAAUUUAAAUUAAAGCGCCAAAUCAAAGCCCUAAAUCAAAGCUUGACUGGUUAUUUUAUCUGUAUUUAUACUGUUUCUUUCUUUUUUUUGCCAAAGUUCUCAUGUCUGGUUGAAUGUGGAUGUACUUUUAGCAUAUGCUGUGACAUAACCAGUGUUUUAUACGCUGAACGUUGGGGUAUGUGGGGACUCUUGGUGACACUAAGAUUAAUUUGCCAUUUCUUGUGACGUCUUUUUAUACACGCCGUUGGUAAACCUAUGAUGGUUUACUAAAACCUUCAUUUGAAAUGAUCUUUGUUGUUUUAUGAUUCUGUAUAACCCCACUCCUCCCCCCAGCCCUCUUCACGAGCCUUCACCUUGUCAGCUUUGUGAAUCAUCUCUCCAGCUUGCCCUGUUUUGAUUUUGGAGAACGCCGAUGUCAGUGCAAAACUCCCAGGAGCAAAAUGUUUUGCUUGAUGUGGAGCAUUUCCUCUGGGAGACCCUACAAGUUCCUUUGAGGGAGCUAUGGCUGUGGUGACAGUCCAUAGUCUCUCCAUCAGUGUUCUAGCAGUGACGAAUGACAACUUUAGCAAAUCUGACAGUGCAGAAUCUCUGUGUGUCCUCCUAAAAUGAGUGGCCAGGCGCUGCAAGUAUGGAGCCAUUUUAGCAAUGAUGUUUCACCUCAUUUAACUGUCUGACUUAAUGACAGAGUCCCUACCUCAACGUCAGUCAGCAAGUUUCAUGUAAAAAAAAAAAAAAAAUACAAAAAACUAUUUAAACAGUUAAUGGCAGUAAUAAGGGUUGGGGUUUGCAGGGAUAGAGUAUUGUACAAUGAUGUUCAAAAUGUAGUUGUGAUGAACACAAGUGCUUUCUAUCUUUCAGAAUCCUUAAUGUGUGUAGCAGACUUACAUGCUGUAUGUUUUCUCAAGUGUGGGAUUAAAAUCUAUGAUAACAUGCAAAGUUCA
Poecilia latipinna (sailfin molly) is the source of this 5504-nucleotide messenger RNA. It is a transcript of the gene drd1b, whose product is annotated as dopamine receptor D1b. Lineage: Eukaryota; Metazoa; Chordata; Actinopteri; Cyprinodontiformes; Poeciliidae. Gene Ontology annotation, cellular component: plasma membrane. The record is from RefSeq and is a predicted model, not a curated record. Gene Ontology annotation, molecular function: dopamine neurotransmitter receptor activity, coupled via Gs; G protein-coupled receptor activity. Gene Ontology annotation, biological process: positive regulation of MAPK cascade; G protein-coupled dopamine receptor signaling pathway; adenylate cyclase-activating adrenergic receptor signaling pathway. Bases 116 to 1507 code for a protein of 463 amino acids. The transcript has a single exon.